CUCAAAACCUACCAAUUUGCAGAGACGAAAGAAAUUUGAUAUUUCAAUAGGGGAGGUCUCUUGAUCUCGACGACGUUCUCAAGCAUGGCUGGAACGACUACGAUGACCAGCACAACGCUCCGCUCCCGUUCUAAACUAAGCGAAGUCGAGGUGGAGAAAGGGUUGAAGAUCAUCAACGACGGCAUUGAACGCCUGAAGAGAGUUGCCGCAGAUCCGUCUUCGCUGCGGCCACCGUUCAAUUCCCAGGAAUACUCGCUGUUAUACACCACAACAUUCAAUCUGUGCACUGGGGGGGGGGGGAUGAGUAUCGUCUACAAGUCUACGACCUGUGCAAGCAAGUUCCAGUAGAUUUCAUCAACUCUAUGGGUGUGCCACCAGUAGAUGAAUUUUCGUUGGAGGAAUUUGUCAAGAUUUGGUCCAGGUAUAAACAGAUUUCCAAAUGGUUGCUCCAUAUCUUCGCUUAUCUUGACCGUAAUCAGAGGAAUUGCCCUACAUUGAAUCAAGUUGCGCUUACUUGCUUCCGUGAUAUGGUAAUUAAAUCUUUGUUGCGCCGGCUCAUGACUCAAUCUAGCAUUCUAGCUACUAAACUCCGUUCUUUUGUUGUAAAGCGAGGAAGAAAUCUUAGUUAUUCUGAUCGCCCCAUCAGUUUGAAAUUAAUGAUCGGCUAUUACUGUUCUUCUUUUAUGAGGUUUUUUUGGGCAUAUCUGAUAAAGUGGAGAGAGCUGCCAUAGAGUUGAUUGCUUCAGAAAGAGAAGGAGGCAAAGUUGAUGGAGCAUUGUUGAGGGGUGUCGUUGAAAUUUGUUUUCAAUUUGGAAUGAAAAUAAUGGAUUACUAUGAAGACAAGUUGGGAAAAGAUGCAUAUUUAUGUCCAGAAUACAUGUUGAAGUGUGAGGAAUGUUUGAGGAAAGAGAAGCUUAGAGUGGAAUAUUACUUGUAUUCAAGUGGCAAACACAACUAUUUGGAGGAAGUGCGAAAUGAGUUGGUGUUGAUUUACCAAAACCAGUUGCUUCAGAAUGAGCAUUCUAGUUGCCAUGCAUUGCUAAAGAAGAACAAGAUGGAAGUUCUCAAGACGAUGUUCAGGCUUUAUGAUGAUGUUACCAUGGGAUUAGAUCCUAUUGCAAAUAUCUUCAAAGAGCAUAUCAUUGAUGAGGGGAAAGCCUUAAUCCAGUGGGAAAAAGAUAUUACGAUGCACCAUAUUGUUGCCUUGGAAUUAAAAAAGCUAUACCGCAAGUUUAUGGAUAAUGUGACGGACUACUUCAACGGCCACACAAUUUUUGACAAGGCUUUGGAGGAAGCAUUUGAGGUACUCUUGGACGAAGGGGUUGUUUGUAGAUCAAUUGUGGCUUUAUUUAAGACCAAUUUGAACAAAGAGGUUGCUAGUAGAUCAAGUGUUGAUCCGGCAGAGUCAUCUUUUUGUGAUUGUAUUCUCAAGCAAGUUGGCUUUGACAGAGUAAAGGCCUCACAGAUAAUGGCUCAGUUAGAAAAGCUGCAUAUGAGAAGCAUCUAAAAUUUUAGUUUUAGUUUAGUUGGCUAAUGAUAUUACUAAAUGCUAGUUAUUGGUGUUGGCCAAUGUCUCCAAGCCAAAAGUGGGCCUUGGAGUCUUCUAUAAUUUGAUUAGUUUCUUGGGAUUCUAGAAUCUAGAUGCAACAAUAACAUUCAUGAAUUACU
This is a messenger RNA of Cuscuta campestris, 1668 nucleotides long. The record is from the annotation of a GenBank genome assembly. Lineage: Eukaryota; Viridiplantae; Streptophyta; Magnoliopsida; Solanales; Convolvulaceae.